AUGAAUUAAAUUAAGAUUGAUGCUGAGAAUUCUUUAACAUUUGAUCCUUUUCGCAUACCAGCCAGUAUUGCAUUGGCUAAAAUUCAUUAGGUAAGCAUGAUUACUAAUUAGAAAGCUUCUAUUUGUGGAGAAAAUGAGCAAAAAUCGGAUCAUUGUCCUUGUUGUGGAUAGCAUAUACAACAAAGGGAAAUUUCAUUAUGCUAAAAUAGAUUAGAUUUGGCAUUUUUAGGUUAAGGUAUGCCCUUAUUUUUUGAAAUGACUUCGUAAUUAAUAUUGAUAGUGCUUAUUUUAUUUACAGUUCUUGGGAUACCAUCUUUAAUAGCAAAUAUAUAAAAUCAUGAUUGUAUUGGAGAAGAAAAUAUGUUUUAUAAGCUUUCAUUAAAUGGACUUUGCAAAUAAAACUGUCCGUAAAAUACGACUGAUUUUUUAUCUAUCACUAAAUUGGUUCACUCAAAUGAUUGUUAAACUAUAUGUGCUAAAAUCGUAGAUAUUUGUCUAGAAACAUCAGUUCUUAAAAUGUCAUACGCCAACAAGUAAUUCGAUGAGACUUCUAAAUUGGUGCAAUCUAUACUAGUCUUAUGCAGUAUUUUGAUGUUUAAAUUUGCUAUGAUUAGAGUAAGAAUAUCAUAAAGAAGCACAGUAAGAAUUUGUGAUUAAGAAUUUAUAUCACCUUCAGAUUUCACAGCAAUGUUGACUAAUUUACCUAUAAAUGAAUAUAAUGAAGCAGAAUUAAAGGAUGCAUUAUUAGAUUUUUGUUAUUAAUUUGAUGAGAAAGGUCAAUAUGAAAUAGUUAAAAUAAUAAUAGCAUAUGAUAUAACUUCAUUUGUUGAAUGUAGUAGAGAAAAGAUGAGUUUAGAAAAGAAAAUAGAGAAAAUAGAAAAUUAUUAUAAAUAAUAUGGUAGAUAUCCUAGAUCUUUAAAAACUAAUUAAUUUAGUGUAUUGAAAGAGAGGAUCAUGGUUCUAGAUUAAAAAUUAAUGACAAUUGAGAAUGAAGUAGAAAAUUAAUAAUAUGCUCAUUAAACUUAGGUAGCAUUUGUGACAUUCUAAACUAAAGAAUGUAAAUAUUUAUUUUAUUCUUAGAAUUAUAAAAUGUUUUAGAUUAAACUAAACUAUCUUAUUGGGAAGAGUUAUGGAUUCGAUUCAAAUAUUAUUUAAUCAAUAGAUAAGAUUAGAGGGGAUUUUAUUUUAAAAAUAGAAUAAUAAUAUUUUGUAGAGCUCCUGAACCAAAUGAUGUGUUUUGGGAAAAUUGUGGAUUUAAUUUUUAGUAUCAAUUUCAAAAAAGAAUAUUGAAUUUCUUUAUUACAAUAUUUAUUUUAGGAGCUUCUUUUACUAUUUUAUUAGGUUUGAAUAUAUUAUAAAGUUAAAAUCUAUCAUCUUUUGAUGAUGUUAUUAUGAUAAUUGUAACAUUAGUUAUUUCAUUAAUAAUAACAAUAAUAAAUUAGAUAAUUUAUUAUUUUAUCAAAUUAUUAGGAUAAUCUGAAAAACAUUUUACAAAAACUCAUCAUGAUGUUUCUGUUGCAACUAAAUUAGCAAUAGUUUAAUUUUUUAAUUCAGGAAUAUUUACAAAAGUUAUAAAUAUUUUAGUUUAUAAUUUUGAAAAUGACAAAGCUGAUAAUUAUGCAGCAACAUAUUCAUAUUCAAGAUAAGGAGGAGUAAUAUCAGAUGCAUUCUUUUUAUUAAUUGUUAAUUCAUUUUUUGUUCCUAUUUUUGCUUAUUUGGAUCCACUUUAUCUUUAUAAAUAAUAUCAGUAAUAUUUUUUUAAAGUUGAUAAUAAUUUUAAUUAAAUAGAGGCUAAUAAAAUAUUUGAAGGACCAUCAGUACUUUUAUAUGAACAAUAUUCAUAUAUUUGUUUAUCUCUUUGGAUUUCCUUACUCUUUGCUCCUUUAUUACCUAUAUCUUUACUAUUUUGUAGUUCAGGAUUAUUACUAUAUUAUUGGAUAUAAAAAUAUUUAUUAUUAAGAAGAAAUUCGAAACCACCUUUUUAAAGUUUUCAUUUAAAUAGAGAAAUGAUGAAUUUAUUUGAAUUAAGUCCUAUAAUAUUAGCAGUUGGAUAAAUGUGGACAGAUUAUAUUUUCAAUUCUAGUUCAGCUAUAUUGACAGUAAAUUUUAUUAGUUUAGGAUUCUCUUGUUUGGAAUUAAUUACACCAGCUACUAGAAUCAGUAAGUUAUUUGAUAAAAAGGGUAAUAUAUUUACAGAAAAGGAUAGAUAUUAAGAUGUUUAUUUGAAAUUACCAACAGAUUAUGAUAGAACUAAUCCAUUGACUUAAUAAAAUGCAAUUUUAGAAUUUAUUAAAGCUAAAACAUUAAUUGAUACUAAUUAUAUAUAACCUUAAGUUAUGGAUACUAAAACAGCAUUAUAUAAAUAUGCUUAGAUGGGAGGAGUUCAAUUUAUGAGAAAUACUAUUUCAUUAAAAUUAAAAAUUUCAAUGAUGAGAAAAAUUAAACUUAUAAGGAAAGCUCGUUAGAUUGCUGCAGUUAUUUAAUAAUAAUAAGAUGAAGAGAUUUCUUAAGAUUAAUAAGAACCUAUAUAUUCAUAAACACCUGAAUACAUGAUAGUCAAUAAGAAUAUUAAUUUAAGAAAGAAUUCUUUAAAUAUCUCUACUGAUAAUGAUUACAAUAAUAAAUUCUAAGAUGCUUAGAACUAUAAUUUCUCUAAAUUUCUCAGCCCAAAUAAAUUUGAAAAUUGA
Messenger RNA from Paramecium pentaurelia, 2687 nucleotides. The record is from the annotation of a GenBank genome assembly. Lineage: Eukaryota; Ciliophora; Oligohymenophorea; Peniculida; Parameciidae.